Messenger RNA from Armigeres subalbatus, 2155 nucleotides. Its product is annotated as tetraspanin-11-like. Bases 800 to 1507 code for a protein of 235 amino acids. Gene Ontology annotation, cellular component: plasma membrane. The record is from RefSeq and is a predicted model, not a curated record. The transcript is spliced from 5 exons. NCBI's taxonomy places the organism in Eukaryota, Metazoa, Arthropoda, Insecta, Diptera, Culicidae.
CCCGCGAAUACUCAAACAACAGCGCAAACCGCAUGCUUCGCGAAGGUGCUCGUACCUGUUCUGUAGGUGUUUUACUGUCUAGUAGCGUCCAUCUGACCCUCACGGCCAUUCGGUUACCAAUGCAACCGUACAACCAUCACUCACCAUCGCCUCUGCGGCUAUUCCGCGCAAACCUCUCACUCAAAGUUUUCCAUGUGUAGUAGGAACGAACAGUAUAGUAAGUAUCCACUAUCCAACAGAACCCACGUCGGAUUGACGUCGCGCGCCCAGUCAGUCGAUCUCGAACCGUGUCCGUAGAAGGAAGCAAAAGUUUCUUCAUCCAUUCGCGAUAUCGCGAUCCGUGAGUGGUGCUGCGACGUUAUAACAAAGUUUCAUUCACAAGAGAUAUACCAACCCAACCUGCCUACUGGCACUGCUCCAUGUGGCAGUUUGUUUCGGUUUUCAAGUGACUUCACCGAGUGGAUUCCAGUGUAGAAGGCGAACUUGUUGUGUUCCAUGUGCGGUUGAAGAGCUCACAGCGCUUUAAAUCUGGUCACCGACUUCAGAUUGGAAAGGAUAUCCACCGACGCACAAAAGCCUUUCCGGUAGCCACCUGAAGUCCAAACCGCGGUGUGUGUAAAAAAAAGCGGACUGCACCACUACCAAGCAGUUACGGCGUCAUCUACUUACUCCUCAAGUGGGUACUGGCAGAAGUUGAAGAACGCAGAGCGGAAGUUUUUAAAACAACAACAACGACGACGACGACGACGGCUGCAAUAGCAACAACAGCAAUAAAACAGAUCCUCACUAAACCGUCACCAUGGGACUGGGCGGCAGAAUGGACUGCUGCGGGCAGUGUGUCAAGUACAGCAUGUUCAUCUCCAAUUUCGUAAUUUUCUUCGGUGGAGCCAUCGUGUUCGGCCUCGGCAUAUGGACCGUAGUGGAUAAGAACUUCAUCAACGAGCUGCUCGGAACGAAUUUGUUCUCCGGUGCGGUUUAUGUGCUGAUUGCGACGUCUGCGCUAGUGUGCCUACUGUCCUUCUUCGGGUGCAUUGGAGCAGCCAAGGAGUACAAAUGCAUGCUGCUGACCUAUUUCAUUUUGAUUUUCCUUAUUUUCGUGACGAUGCUCAUCGGAGGCAUCCUGGGCUACGUGUUCCGCGAAAAGGUAUCCCAGACCAUGCAACAGGAAAUGCACUCGUCGAUGACGUUCUACGGUGCGUACGGAAAGCGCUCGAUCACCCAAGCCUGGGACAUGACCCAGGAGCGGCUCAAGUGCUGCGGCGUCAAACACUACAACGACUGGCGCGGUUCGAUCCCACAGUCUUGCUGCCAGAAGACUUUCACGGACUACAAACCCUGCCAGGACCACCCGACGCCGGAGAACAUCUACAUCCAGGGCUGCCUGGACAUCACGUCGAACCUGAUACGGGACAAUGCGGCGUUCAUCGGGGCGUCCGGAAUCAUCGUGGCAAUUCUGCUCAUCUUCGGCAUGAUCUUCUCGUGUUCGCUGUUCCGGAUGAUUGAAUAGUACGGCAUUUCUUACUACAUUUAACCGUAACUUGUCAUAAAUAUUUUACCACUUGAUCGCCUAGCGUUGUUCUGAAUAAUCGGAUUACCUACCUGAGAGAGAGCAAAACAAAAGUACAAUGUAAGGGCGUGCCUAUGUUUUUUUUUGUACAUUUAUAAACGGAAUUGAAAGUAACGCAAAGUUUCAAAAUGAAAAUUUCCAACAAACUUAAAUUGAACAAAUAGCGUAUACCUAAUGUGUUGCUUUUAUUGUCAAUGUAUGAGAACUUUUCCAGAAAAAGUUGCCACAGAUCUUCAAUUUCUAAUAGUAUAUAGAAUCUCAUCAAUCGCAUAUGUAAAUAAGGAGAAUGCGGCAUUGCAUUUAUGCUAAAUAAAGCGGAAACGCUACAGAAAUUCAAAAGCACUCAAUCGCAAACAAAUUCUUUAUAAUUAACUUAAAAAUUUUAGUGCGUAAGUUGAUAGAAACUAUUGAUCUGAGAAAACAAAGAUUGUCGAAAAUGAAUCCAUCCACCGGGAAUUGAAUCCGAUGAUAUUCAUUCCAACACAUUCGCCAAUCGAACAUAUUCGUCGCUGCAAUACAUCUGAAUGUCUGUGUCAUUGUGAAAGCCAAUUCUUAAUGAUAAUAAAUACAAACUUAAGGAAAUUUUAA